UGGGUGGAGCCGCCCCCCACCGCGGGGGCCCCAGGGCUGGAGGGAGUGGAGAACAGGGCAGAGGGCGAGGGCAGAGGGCGCUGGCGGCAGGGGCCGCAGAAGAUGAGCAGCAGCUGCUCAGGGCUGAGCAGGGUCCUAGUGGCUGUGGCUACAGCCCUGAUAUCUGCCUCCUCUCCCUGCCCCCAGGCCUGGGGCCCCCCAGUGGGGAGGCCGGGGAGGAAGAGCCUCACCUCAGAAGUGCCCUCCACAGGGGUCCAGUAUGGGCAGCCUGGCAAGUCUCUGGUGCUGUGUUGUCCUGGAGUGACUGCUGGAGCCCCAGUGUCCUGGUUUCGGGGAGGUAUGCAACCAGAGGACCCAUGGCUGCUCCAGGGAUCGGACUCUGGGCUAGGGCCUGAACUGGUCCUAGCCCAGGUAGAUAGCACUGAUGAGGGUACCUACAUCUGCCGGACCCUGGAUGGUGCACUUGGGGGCACAGUGACCCUGAAGCUGGGCUAUCCCCCAGCCCGUCCUAUUGUCUCCUGCCAAGCAGCUGACUAUGAGAACUUCUCCUGCACUUGGAGUCCCAGCCAGGCCAGCGGUUUACCUACCCGCUACCUCACCUCCUACAGGAAGAAGACAGUACCAGGAGCUGAUGGCCAGAGGCGGAGUCCGUCCACAGGGCCCUGGCCAUGCCCACAGGACCCUCCAGGGGCUUCCCGCUGUGUGGUCUAUGGGGCAGAGUUCUGGAGCCAGUACCGGAUUAAUGUGACAGAGGUGAACCCACUGGGUGCCAGCACACGCCUGCUGGAUGUAAGCUUGCAGAGCAUCUUGCGCCCUGACCCACCUCAGGGGCUACGGGUAGAGUCAGUACCAGGUUAUCCAAGACGCCUGCAUGCCAGCUGGACAUACCCUGCCUCCUGGCCCCGCCAGCCCCACUUCCUGCUCAAGUUCCGGCUGCAGUACCGUCCAGUGCAGCAUCCAGCCUGGUCCACGGUGGAGCCAGCUGGAUUGGAGGAGGUGAUUACAGAUGCUGUGGCUGGGCUGCCCCAUGCUGUACGGGUCAGUGCCCGGGACUUUCUGGAUGCUGGCACCUGGAGUGCCUGGAGCCCAGAGGCCUGGGGGACUCCAAGCACUGGUCUUGGUUCUGCCUGCAGGACCUGGCCCUGCCCCCACUACUUGUGGACACUUCUCAGGUAUGGCCUUCCUUUAGGGACCCUACGGAAGGAAAUACCAGCUGGAGGCCAGCUACACGUGCAGCCAGAGGCAGAACCUCAGGUGGACAGCCCGGCUCCUCCAAGGCCCUCUCUUCAACCAGACUCACUGCUGCUUGAUCACAGAGACACCCUGGAGCAGGUGGCUGUGCUAGCGUCUUUGGGAAUCUUCUCCUUGCUGGGACUGGUUGCUGGGGUCCUGGCCCUAGGGCUCUGGUUGAGGCUGAGACGGAGUAGGAAGCAUGGACCCCAAAAGCCUAGGUUCUUGGCUCCAAUGAUUCCAGUGGAUAGGCUUCCGGGAGCUCCAAACCUGUAGAGGACCCACAAGGGCUUUAGCUGAUUCCACCUAUAACUCUGUCUUGCUGGUGCAGAUGAAUGGACAGAUAGAACCCAGGCAGGACAGUAGAUCCCUACGGACAGGGUCACAGGUGGAAGUUUUGUUUGGAGCCAAUUUCUGUGAGACCCUUUACCAGCUGAAAGGUGCCUGGAUCUCUGAUUGCAUCCCACAGCUGGAGUUCCACCUGAGGAAUGUGUGCAGAUGUGUAUAUUUGUGUCCAUGUAUAUGUGAAACAGGGAACGUUGUGUUCUCUUUUUGGUGUAUAUAUGUAGGUACCUGGGGAGUGUGUGUGGGUCAUUGGCUCUUGGCCUUGCCCCUUGCAGGGGCUGUGAAGAUGCAAAUAAAGAGAAUGAGGAAGUUCUCGAAAA
This is a messenger RNA of Nycticebus coucang (slow loris), 1895 nucleotides long. It is a transcript of the gene IL11RA, whose product is annotated as interleukin 11 receptor subunit alpha. Gene Ontology annotation, cellular component: membrane. The record is from RefSeq and is a predicted model, not a curated record. Gene Ontology annotation, molecular function: cytokine receptor activity; protein binding. NCBI's taxonomy places the organism in Eukaryota, Metazoa, Chordata, Mammalia, Primates, Lorisidae. The transcript is spliced from 13 exons. The coding region runs from base 103 to 1506 and encodes 467 amino acids.